UAUAUAUUUUAACGAUAACUCCGCGGACUUCAUGGACUAAAUUUAAUUCUUGACCAUACAUAAAUAAAUGCCUCCUAAUCAGCGUUCAGCGAUGCGCUGGCGAUUGCACUGACUUGCCAGAAGUGCGGUACAAAGAAAUUAAAAACAAUGGAAAUGCCGAAAGUGCCCGUUCAUCCGCUGAGCAGCGAUCCAACUGCCGCGUGGAAGGACAUCAGCAAGACGCAGCGCGUCAUCAAGGUGACCAUGAAACCGCCGACGAACGCGGUGGCGGCCAACAAGGCGCGCGUAGUCUGUAUGUCUGAUACGCACUCGCUGACCCCGUACAUCAAAUUCGAUGUGCCCGACGGUGACAUCUUCAUCCACGCGGGGGACUUUACCAAAUGCGGCCAGCUGGAGGAGGUGGUGGAGUUCAACACGUGGAUCGGGACCUUGCCGCACCGGCACAAGAUCGUGAUUGCCGGCAAUCACGAGCUCAGCUUCGACCGAACGUUCACGCAUCCGUUUCAGAACAAGGCCAAGGGACACUCUAGCACCAAGCACACCGGAAUGUCCAUUCUGGACGACUUGCCGACCCUGGGCAACGCCAAGGAGAGCAUGGAGAGCGCCGUGCAGACGCAGAAUAUCCGCGAGGUGCUCACCAAUUGCACGUACUUGGAGGACGAGCUGCUGGAGUUGUGGGGCGUUCGCAUCUACGGUUCGCCCUGGCAGCCGGAGUUCUGUCGUUGGGCCUUUAAUGUGCCGCGCGGCGCAGCCUGUCUGGAGAAGUGGAACCAAGUGCCAGCGGGCGUCGAUAUACUCGUGACCCACACGCCACCCGUGGGCCAUGGUGAUCUGUGCUGCUCCGGCGUGCGGGCUGGCUGCGUGGAACUCCUCUCGUCGGUCCAGCAGCGGGUGAGGCCCAAGUACCAUGUGUUCGGUCAUGUCCACGAGGGCUAUGGCAUUACCAGCGACGGGCGGAUCAUCUAUGUGAAUGCCUCUACAUGCGACAUCAAUUAUUUACCCAACAAUCCUCCCAUUGUGUUCGAUGUGACGCUCCCACCUGGCACUAGCAAGGAUUAGU
This is a messenger RNA of Drosophila obscura, 1060 nucleotides long. Its product is annotated as UPF0046 protein C25E10.12. The record is from RefSeq and is a predicted model, not a curated record. The transcript is spliced from 2 exons. Lineage: Eukaryota; Metazoa; Arthropoda; Insecta; Diptera; Drosophilidae. The coding region runs from base 148 to 1059 and encodes 303 amino acids. Gene Ontology annotation, molecular function: hydrolase activity.